Molecule: messenger RNA, 1537 nt
Organism: Pseudonaja textilis
Lineage: Eukaryota; Metazoa; Chordata; Lepidosauria; Squamata; Elapidae
Source: RefSeq, a predicted model, not a curated record
UUCGGAAAUCUGGUCACUUGUGGCUGGCAUGUGGGAAGGACGACGCCUGGAGGAGCUGCCCACUCCGGCCUUCACGGUGGACCUGGGCGUGGCCACGAGGAACGCGCAGCGCAUGCGGGAGCGAUGCCAAGCCCUGGGGGUGGCCCUCAGGCCCCACAUGAAGACCCACAAGACGCUGGAAGGUGGGCGCCUCAUGACCGGGGGCUCCCUGAGGGGAAUCGCAGUCUCCACGCUGGCGGAGGCCCGCCACUUUGCCGAUGGCGGCUUCGAUGACAUCCUGUACGCCUACCCGCUGCCCUUCGACAAGGUGGCGGAUUGCGCCUCCCUGGCCGAGAAGCUGGAGGCCUUCCAGGUGAUGGUGGACAGUCCGCAGGCCCUGGGGCAGCUGAAGGGGAGGCCCCUGCAGACCGGUCGGCCCUGGAAAGUUUGGCUGAAGAUCGACUGCGACAACGGACGAGCCGGCGUGAAACCCUCGGACCCGUCAGCCUUGCAGCUGGCCAAGGCCAUCUCCGAGGGCGCGACGGAGCUGGCGGGCAUCUAUGCCCAUUGUGGCAACUCGUACGGGUGCCAGGGGGUGUCAGAAAUCCAGUCGGUCGCCCAAAAAACCACGGAGUUUACCCUGAAGUUCAUGGAGCGGCUCCGGGAAGCUGGGGUGCCCUGUCCGAAGUCCAGUAUCGGCUCCACCCCGUCCUGCAGCCACCCGGUGCCCGCCAUGGGCGAGCUCAGCGAAGUCCACCCGGGAAAUUACAUUUUUUACGAUGUCCAGCAGACAUUGAUUGGCUCCUGUCAGCCUGAGGACGUGGCUGUGCGCGUCUGGACGCGAGUGAUCGGUCACUACCCAGACCGCAACCAGUUGUUGGUGGACUGCGGAUGGACCGGACUGAGCCUCCACAGCCUGGGUCAGCUGCCCACCGGCUUUGCCCUGGUGGACGGGCACCCAGACCUCAAAUUGGUGGGGAUGACCCAGGAGCACGGAAGAAUCGAACCCAUGACCGGGGAGCUGGAUUUUGCCAAGUACCCUCUGGGCAGCCUCCUGGCUCUGAUUCCUUAUCACGCGUGUGCCACGGCCGCGAUGCACCCCGUCUUCUUUGUCCAUAGCGGCGGUUGUGUGGUGGAGACGUGGAGGCCGGUGCGAGGCUGGUAGAAAGACAGGAUGAAGAAAAUGCGCAGAUCUUGGCCUGUGGAAGCCUUCGAGGGUCUUCAGGUGAUGCAUUCCCACAAUCGUUUGGACUUUCCGCUGGUGCGGGAAUGUCCGGUUUCAACUUCCCAAGGUCUGAAUUGGUGACUUAGCUGUAUGUAAAGUCCACUCUGGGUCAAGCCCUGGUUGCUGAACCGUCCAACUCCUAUCAAGCCACGAAUGGUGGCUUAUACAGGCAUGACCAACUUAAGUCGGUGAAACUAUUCUGUUUGUGAAAAGAAAGAUCCACCUGACCAGCAGAGGUUGUCCUUGACAUACGCCCAUUGCUAAAUUAAGUGAGUUUUGCCCCAUUUUACAACUUCUCUUGCCACCUCCGUUGUUAAGUUAGUCACAUGGUUG